CACUUGCUUCCGGUUGUGCACAUAAGUGCAGUACAACCGCUGCAUAUCCCCCGAGUCAUUCUACAUGGCCGGUGCUAGAUCCUCGUCUCUGCUAAUCGCCUGCUUCUUGGUAUUAUUCUCAUUUGUUGGCUCUGUACACGCCAUCCUAGGACACAAAUGGGAAGCUACCAACUUCUGCAAAUGCAUAUGCUUUAGCUCAAACUACUCCAUCUUGCACCUGGACAUACCGGACAAUCCAUCGAAACCUUGUCUAUCUUGCACGAAGCAAUGGUGUCUCAACCAGAAUUUGGCUAUCUGUAAUGGUGCCUCGCUUGGUGAUACAGACCCUGAUACAGCAACUGGGAAGGAGGGAGAUGUUGAGGCUCGCUGUUUCCAACGUGAUUCCCCCAGAGACCAGCUGGUAGUGACCAUAUACCUUCUCACUGUAUUCGGACUGUUGUUAGGGGCUGGAGUCAAAGCUCGCAUGGUCAAAGCGGGCCUUGACACCGGUUUGAAUUGGAACUCGGGAAGAAAGUGGUGGGAGGCCUGGAUCCCGCGAAGACAGCCAGAGGAUAUCGGCCUCACCUAUCGCCGCAGCUACGACGGAUAUAGGGAGUCUGGGUCUAGAGACAGAAACGGAAGGGCGGGGGAUUACAUUGCAUUGUCUAAUCCCUCAUAGCUAUUUCUUUGCUCCUUCCUGUCCUUGCCGAGGUCGUGCUGGUGUAGGAUUACGCGGACUCCUCGGAUGUAACACGUUCGGAUUUAAAUUUCGGGUUGGUGUGCUACAGCUAAAGGAGUCUUGCAUAUUAACUUCCAUGAUGUCCAGACCCUCUUCAGGGUCCGAGAUGUUCCUUUCAUAUGCAC
Gloeophyllum trabeum ATCC 11539 is the source of this 843-nucleotide messenger RNA. RefSeq lists its product as uncharacterized. The coding region runs from base 65 to 658 and encodes 197 amino acids. NCBI's taxonomy places the organism in Eukaryota, Fungi, Basidiomycota, Agaricomycetes, Gloeophyllales, Gloeophyllaceae. The transcript has 5 exons. The record is from RefSeq and is a predicted model, not a curated record.